UCGACGACGCAGUUUAGGCGCCAUUUACAAGAUACAGUUUUCAAAUGGAAAAGCGGCUCGCAAUGAUACGGAGCUGAAUUUGGUGGAUUAUAUUUGUCGAAUUUUUUGGAUUUUCUGACGCUUUGUUGGAUUUGCAGUCGGGACAGAAAAGAGGACUUCUGAAGGACCGCGUGUAUAACUUAGAAGAUUUCAUAUCAUGCCAUCUAAAACAGCAAAAAGUUCAACUGCCUCUAAAAGGGAGCCAAAAGGGAAAGGGCUGCAGCCUCGGGAUGACUCUGAGGGAGAGCUGGAUGUACCCCCCCAAGAAAGCCAGUCUAAUGGCCAAGAAGAGGCACCCCCGACAACUGAUCCGUCUCAGGGGGAAGCUACUGAGGCGGCAGAUAACCGAAGUUUGGAGGAGAUCCUCGCCAGCAUCCCUCCACCACCGCCCCCAGCAAUGACCAAUGAACCAGGCGCUCCGCGCCUAAUGAUAACACAUUUAGUUAAUCGCAAUUUUAAGUCAUACGCAGGGGAGCAGAUUUUGGGGCCUUUUCAUAAGCGCUUUUCCUGCAUCAUUGGUCCCAAUGGAAGUGGAAAGUCCAAUGUGAUAGAUUCAAUGCUCUUUGUGUUUGGAUACAGAGCUCAAAAGAUCAGAUCGAAAAAGCUCUCAGUUCUGAUUCACAGUUCUGAUAAGCACAAGGAUGUGCAAAGCUGUACUGUUGAAGUGCAUUUUCAAAAGAUUAUUGAUAAGGAGGGAGAUGACUACGAAGUCAUACCCAACAGCAAGUUCUAUGUUUCCAGAACUGCCAACAAAGACAAUUCCUCUUACUACAAUAUCAAUGGCAAAAGGGCUACAUUCAAAGAAGUUGGCACUUUGCUCAGGAGCCAUGGUAUUGACCUGGACCACAACAGAUUUUUGAUCUUACAGGGUGAGGUGGAGCAGAUUGCCAUGAUGAAGCCAAAAGGUCAAACGGAGCAUGAUGAGGGGAUGCUUGAGUACUUGGAGGAUAUUAUCGGUUCGUGUCGUCUCAAAGAACCAAUCCAAACACUGUCUCGCAGAAUUGAGCUUCUCAAUGAGCAAAGGGGAGAAAAGCUCAAUCGUGUAAAACUGGUAGAAAAGGAGAAAAAUGCUUUAGAAGGGGAAAAGAAUAAAGCGGUAGAGUUCCUGACUUUGGAAAAUGAGAUCUUCCGAAACAAGAGUCAUCUCAACCAGUACUACGUUCAUGAUCUGCAAAAACGUGUGGUGGAUAAAGAGCAGGAAAAGCAGAAGAUCUUGGAGGAAACAAAGGAGCUGACAGAAAAAAAUGCUAAGCUAUCAGAGGAGAUUGAAAAAAUGAAUCAAGAGCUGAAAAAUGUGGAGAUGAAACAAAGUAAGAUCAACAAGUACAUUGAGACCCAGAAGGAAAAGUUCACCCAGCUGGACUUGCAGGAUGUUGAAGUGCGUGAGAAGAUUAAACACUCCAAGAGCAAGAACAAGGCCCUGCAGAAGCAGCUGGAAAAAGACCAGAAAAAGCUGGAGGAAGUUCGAGGUAUACCAGCUAGCAGUGAGCAAGCUAUCGCUGAAGCUACAGCCCGCAAAGAAGACCUGGAGAAGCAGAAGGCGAAAGAAGAAGAAAAACUGAAAGAAGUGAUGGAAAGCCUGAAGGAAGAGACGAGUGGAUUGCAGCAAGACAAAGAGAAAAAAGAGAAAGAGCUCAUGGAACUUAGCAAGGCAGUAAAUGAGACUCGGUCUCAAAUGGACCUUGCUCAAUCCGAACUAGACAUCUACCUUAGCCGCCAUAAAACGGCUCUGAGUCAGCUUAAUGCAGCUAAGCAGACGCUCCAGACGACCUCCGAUACGCUGCAGGAGCGCCGACCUGCCAUCAAAGACCUGCAGGUCCAAAUCCCCCUGAAGGAGCAGGAGCUAAAGAAGGACCAGGAAGAGUUGGAGCAACUCAUGAAGGUGGAUAAUGACACCAGGCAUGUGGUACGAGAAUUACGGCAAAAGGUGGAUGAAGCCAAGAGCUCUCUUUCCUCCAAUCGCAGUCGAGGAAAAGUAUUGGAUGCUCUAAUGCAACUCAAGAGGAGUGGCAAAAUUCCAGGCAUUUACGGAAGAUUGGGUGAUCUUGGAGCAAUAGAUGAGAAAUAUGAUGUGGCCAUCUCCUCCUGCUGUGGUGCCCUGGACAACAUAGUGGUGGAUACGAUCGACACCGCUCAGAAAUGUGUCACUUUCCUCAAAGAACAGAAUAUUGGAGUAGCCACUUUCAUCGGUCUUGACAAGAUGAAGGUAUGGGAGAAAAACAUGGCUCCCAUCCGCACGCCAGAGAACAGCCCGCGUCUCUUUGACAUGGUGAAAGUUAACGAUGAGGGCGUCAGACCAGCUUUCUACUUUGCCCUGCGGGACACCCUGGUAGCUCAAGACAUGGAGCAGGCAACUAGAAUGGCUUUCCAGAAGGACAAACGCUGGAGGGUGGUCACGCUGAAGGGACAGAUCAUUGAGAUGGCAGGAACAAUGACUGGAGGCGGGAGAGUCUUAAAAGGCAGGAUGGGAUCUUCUAUUGGCACAGAGGUCUCCCAGGAUGAGCUUGACCGUAUGGAGAGCAAGCUGAAUGAGAAAGUGUCAAAGCUGCAGGGCUGCCAAGAGAGAAGGCUGCAGUUGGAGGAGAAUGUCCAACGCCUUCAGCCUCAGCUCAGAGAGAUGAAGAACACACUGGAAAAAUACACCAACAGCAUGAGCAGUCUGGCUGACCAGGAGACUCACUUAAAACUUCAGCUUAAGGAGCUUGAAGCCAACGUGCUGGCAGCUGCCCCAGACAAAGCCAAGCAGAAACAGAUGGAGAAGAGCCUGGAGGCAUUCAAGAAAGACUUUGAGUCAGCCUCCAAUAAGGCCGGAAAGGUGGAAAACGAGGUAAAAAGACUCCACAACUUGAUUGUAGACAUCAACAGCCACAAACUGAAAGCCCAGCAGGAUAAACUUGACAAGAUCAACAAAGAGUUAGAUGACUGCUCCUCAAUCAUCACCAAGGCCAAAGUGGCCAUAAAGACAGCUGAUCGAAACUUGAAAAAGUCUGAGGAGAGCGUUUCCAGAAUCCAAGGGGAGCUGGAGGAGAAUGAGAAGCUGAUGACUGAGCUCACAGAAAAACUGAAGAAACUAGAAGAUGAGGCCGGGGAGAUCAUGAAAGCCUGUCAUGAAGCAGAGGCAGCUCUUCCUGAGGUGCGGGAGCAGUAUGAGAACGUCUCCAAGGAGAUAAAGGCCCUGCAGCAGCAGGAGCACGCAUUGCAAGAGGAGUCUCUCAACGUCCGACUUUCCAUCGAGCAGAUAGACGCCACCAUCACAAAGCACAACAGCAAGAUCAAGUUCUGGCAGGAUGAGAAUGCCAAGCUGUCCCUUCACACCAUUGAAGACCAACCAGCAGAAGAGCUCCGUGUCUUUCCCCCUGCUGAGCUGGAAGCGAUCCCAGAUCCAAACAUCCUUGUCAACAAGAUUAGCACGUUGGAGAACCAGUGCAGACAGAUGAAGCCCAAUCUAGGAGCUAUUGCAGAGUACAUGAAGAAGGAGGAGCUGUACCUGCAGCGUGUCGCCCAGCUGGACGAGAUCACAGCAGAGAGGGACAGGUUCAAACACGCCUACGAAGACCUCCGUAAACAGAGGCUUAACGAGUUCAUGACCGGGUUCAACAUGAUCACCAACAAGUUGAAGGAGAACUACCAGAUGCUGACGCUGGGUGGGGAUGCAGAGCUGGAGCUGGUGGACAGCUUGGAUCCCUUCUCUGAGGGAAUCAUGUUCAGUGUUCGUCCUCCGAAGAAAAGCUGGAAAAAGAUCUUUAACCUGUCAGGAGGAGAAAAGACCCUCAGCUCUCUGGCUUUGGUUUUCGCUCUUCAUCACUAUAAACCCACCCCACUCUACUUCAUGGACGAGAUAGAUGCUGCUCUGGACUUCAAGAACGUCUCCAUCGUUGCCUGUUACAUUUAUGAACAAACAAAGAAUGCUCAGUUCAUCAUCAUCUCGUUGAGGAACAACAUGUUUGAGAUCGCAGAUCGCCUCAUCGGCAUCUACAAAACACACAACACAACCAAAAGUGUGGGAAUCAACCCAAAGACCAUUGUGUUUAGAGAACAUGAUGCUAUAACUGCAUAAAACCCAACUUUCGUUUUUUUUUUUACUUUUUUCAUGAACCAUGUAAAUAUUGUCCUUU
This is a messenger RNA of Cyprinodon variegatus (sheepshead minnow), 4154 nucleotides long. It is a transcript of the gene smc4, whose product is annotated as structural maintenance of chromosomes 4. Gene Ontology annotation, biological process: mitotic chromosome condensation. The transcript has 24 exons. Gene Ontology annotation, cellular component: chromosome. Lineage: Eukaryota; Metazoa; Chordata; Actinopteri; Cyprinodontiformes; Cyprinodontidae. The record is from RefSeq and is a predicted model, not a curated record. The coding region runs from base 197 to 4096 and encodes 1299 amino acids. Gene Ontology annotation, molecular function: protein binding; ATP hydrolysis activity; ATP binding.